This is a messenger RNA of Pyrus x bretschneideri (Chinese white pear), 1570 nucleotides long. Its product is annotated as mitogen-activated protein kinase kinase 2. Lineage: Eukaryota; Viridiplantae; Streptophyta; Magnoliopsida; Rosales; Rosaceae. The transcript has 9 exons. Gene Ontology annotation, molecular function: protein serine/threonine kinase activity; ATP binding. The coding region runs from base 202 to 1266 and encodes 354 amino acids. Gene Ontology annotation, biological process: protein phosphorylation. The record is from RefSeq and is a predicted model, not a curated record. Gene Ontology annotation, cellular component: cytoplasm.
ACACAGCACUAUUACUAGUCCAAGUGGGGACCCACCUUAUUUCCUUAAUUACAUAUUAGUUAAAUAAAACAUUUUGUCGACAUUCUGUAAAUUCCAAGAGACUGACUUCAACUCAGAGACUGUGAAGACCAAACGCAGAAGCACCAGAAGAAGUGCUUCGAAGAAGAACAAUAAGCAAAAACAAGAAAAGCUCACAUAGUCAUGAAGACAGGAAGCUUAGGACCCAACCUCAAGCUCACUCUCCCUCCUCCUGAUGAAGUUUUCAUCUCGAAGUUCUUGACUCAAAGCGGCACGUUUAAGGAUGGCGAUCUCCUGGUUAAUAAACAAGGGGUUCGGAUCGUUUCUCAUAGAGAAGUUGAAUUUCCGCCACCUAUUCAAGCAUCAGACAACCAGAUGAUUUUAGCCGACCUCGAUGCGAUUAAAGUUAUUGGCAAGGGAAAUGGUGGGGUUGUGCAAUUGGUUCAGCACAAAUGGACUCACCAGUUUUUUGCAUUAAAGGUAAUUCAGAUGAACAUUGAAGAGUCUAUCCGCAAGCAGAUUGUACAGGAAUUGAAAAUUAAUCAAUCAUCACAAUGUCCAAACAUUGUUGUAUGUUACCAGUCCUUCUACGAUAAUGGUACCAUUUCAAUCAUCCUAGAGUACAUGGAUGGUGGGUCUUUGGCAAAUCUUCUGAAGAAGGUCAAAACGAUUCCAGAGUUUUAUCUUGCUGCCAUUUGUAAGCAGGUGCUGCAGGGUUUGUGCUAUCUUCAUCAUGAAAAGCACAUCAUCCAUCGGGACUUCAAACCUUCCAAUUUGUUAAUCAAUCAUAGAGGAGAAGUUAAGAUAACGGACUUUGGUGUGAGUGCAAUAAAGGCAAGCACGUCCGAACAGGCAAAUACUUUCAUUGGCACAUACAACUAUAUGUCGCCAGAGAGAAUCGCUUGUCGCAGUUAUAGCUACAAAAGUGACAUUUGGAGCCUGGGGUUAGUACUGCUCGAGUGUGCAACAGGUCAAUUCCCAUAUGUACCACCUGAUCAAAGUGAAGCAUGGUUUAACUUUUUUGAGCUUAUGAGUGCCAUCGUUGACGGACCAGCACCUUGUGCCCCUUCCGAUCAAUUUUCUCUGGAGUUCUGCUCAUUUAUUUCUGCAUGUGUACAGAAAGAUCCGAAGGAUAGACCGUCAGCUCAAGAUCUCCUGAGACAUCCUUUCAUCAGCAUGUACGAUGACUUGCAUAUUGACCUUUCCUCUUACUUCGCUGAAGCAGGAUCUCCCCUUGCAACAUUUUAAAACUAGCUGUGUAAUUUGGUCUCGUGGAUGAAGACAGUUGCGGAAAUGAAGAAUCACUGCUAUGGCAUGUCCUCGAUAGUAUUUUUUGGUUCUACAGAAUUUCUUUUUGUAUGGUGGAUGAAAAUUAAGCUUCUUUUCUUUGUUAUGCCGUUUUCUGUUCAAAUAUUUAUACUGUACUCAUUUUUUUCUUGAAACUCCUUUACGUGAGAUGUUUGAAGUUUCGUCUUGCUUACCAAGAUUGAAUUAGAACUGUAAUCUAAUGUAUGCCUAGAGACCUUGUUCAACAAAAGAUUGGAUCGUAGAA